Molecule: messenger RNA, 1768 nt
Organism: Pseudoliparis swirei
Lineage: Eukaryota; Metazoa; Chordata; Actinopteri; Perciformes; Liparidae
Gene: cpn1
Product: carboxypeptidase N, polypeptide 1
Exons: 9
Coding region: 125-1471 (448 amino acids)
Biological process (GO): proteolysis
Molecular function (GO): zinc ion binding; metallocarboxypeptidase activity
Source: RefSeq, a predicted model, not a curated record
AGAGAGCAGCAUGUUUGGUGUGUGAGGAGAUCCACACACAUCUCAAAGAGGGUCGCGGCGUUGCAGCGAGCCUCCUCUCCAGACCUCCCCUCCUCUCCUCCUGCGCCACUUGGGCCGAGGGACCAUGCAGCGCGGCUGGACUCUCCCCCGGGUCGCUGCUCUCCUGCUGGGGCUGAUGGGGCUCUCGGUGCGCGGGUCAGACUUCCAGCAUCACCGCUACGAGGACAUGGUGCGAGCCCUGUUUGCGGUGCAGAGCCAAUGCCCCUACGUCACGCGCAUCUACAGCAUCGGGCGCAGCGUGGAGGGGCGCCACCUCUACGUGCUGGAGUUCAGCGAUAACCCGGGCAUCCACGAAGCAUUGGAGCCAGAGUUCAAGUACGUGGGCAACAUGCACGGCAACGAAGUGCUCGGCCGCGAACUGCUCAUCGAGUUCGCCCAGUUCAUGUGCGAGGAGUACCGGGCCGGAAACCAGCGGAUCACGAGGCUGAUCCACGACACGCGCAUCCACAUCCUGCCCUCCAUGAACCCGGAUGGCUAUGAAGUGGCUGCCAAGCAGGGUCCGGAGUUUAACGGCUACCUGGUGGGUCGAGGGAACGCCAGAGAAAUCGAUCUGAACCGGAACUUUCCCGACCUGAACGCACUGGUGUACUACUACGAGAAGACAAACGGGCGAAACCACCACCUGCCACUGCCGGACAACUGGGAGCAACAGGUUGAGCCGGAGACGUUGGCGGUCAUAAAGUGGAUGCAGAACUACAACUUUGUCCUGUCGGCCAACCUCCACGGGGGAGCCGUGGUCGCCAACUACCCGUUCGACAAGUCGAGAGACGCUCGCAUUCGGGGGAGGACCACGCACGCGUCCACUCCGGACGACAAAAUCUUCAGAAAGCUGGCGAGGACCUACUCGUACGCUCACAGCUGGAUGCACAAGGGUUGGAACUGUGGGGACUUCUUCGAUGAGGGGAUCACCAACGGGGCCAGCUGGUACUCUCUGUCCAAAGGCAUGCAGGACUUCAACUACUUGUACACCAACUGCUUCGAGAUCACCCUGGAGCUGAGCUGUGAUAAGUUUCCUCCCGCAUCCGCACUGCCCAGAGAAUGGCUGGGCAACCGAGAAGCCCUGGUUUCAUACCUUGAACAGGUGCAUCAUGGGAUAAAAGGCAUGGUGUAUGAUGAAAACAACAACCCAAUAGGCAAAGCUCAGGUCUCGGUGGCUGGCGUCAACCACGAUGUGACCAGUGGAGUGGAAGGCGACUAUUUCAGACUUCUGUUACCAGGCACCUACACUGUGAUAACGUCAGCCACCGGUUACGUUCCCUCCACCAGCACUGUCACAGUGGGACCAGCCGAGGCCACACAGCUGGAUUUUUACUUGAAAACGGCACCAAAACAAAACCUGAAAGUGAAGCCUCACAACGGCAAGAAGAACCUCUCAUCUCCUAAAUCCGCUUUAAAACUCGGCCCGAGAUGAGACAUGGACAAUAGUACAUAAACAUAUUAUAUACACAUAUACUGAAAAUCCCACAUAAAACGUACACUCACAUACACAUUGUGGAAAUGAAAAUGUACCAUUAUAUAUGUAUGUAAUUUCACCUUUGUAGUCCUUUGUAUAUCAAACCUUUGUGUUUUUUUGUGUUGCAAACCUGGUGUAUUUAUGUAACAGUGUUGAUUUGUAUGAACACAGCUAUCCUGUAUUUGUAAAGGAUUUUUUGGAUUUUGAUGAAAAUUUAAAGUGAAAUAAAUGUGUUUGCUGUCAUCAUUUACCAUC